Messenger RNA from Aureobasidium pullulans EXF-150, 1622 nucleotides. RefSeq names its product DNA repair exonuclease rad1. The transcript has 2 exons. The record is from RefSeq and is a predicted model, not a curated record. Gene Ontology annotation, cellular component: checkpoint clamp complex. NCBI's taxonomy places the organism in Eukaryota, Fungi, Ascomycota, Dothideomycetes, Dothideales, Saccotheciaceae. Gene Ontology annotation, biological process: DNA damage checkpoint signaling; DNA repair. Bases 262 to 1266 code for a protein of 334 amino acids.
UAGCGACGCGAAAGCACGAAAGCACGCGCUGGAAGAGCAGUCGCAGUUGCCUAAGGCUGACUAAGCUUGGCAUCCCCAGCUUCCAUGUUCAAUACCACUUCCAUUGCUCGUGACUGCCAUGUAUCAAAUAAACACCACUCUCCUGCAACCUUGUGAUUUUCUGGAACAGACUUUCUCAAGUCAGAAUUCGUGAUUUCGCGCCACAUACAGCAAUCCUUGUGACUCGACACUUUCCACGCCACCUCAUAUUGCCAUAGCAGAAUGGCCCCAACAAACACAUGUCUAUUUAGUGCUGUCUCUCCAGCAGCCCGCGACUUGACUCUGUUACUAAGAUGCAUCGCCUUUGCUUCCAAGACUCAGGUACGCCUUUCACCAGAAGGUCUGCGUUUCAGCGCUCAGGAAACUAGUGUCAUGGAAGCCUUUGUCUUUCUCUCCAGAUCUCUUUUCACAACUUGGAGCUACCAAGAUCCAGAAGCCUCCGAAGACGAUUCACCGGAAAAUGAUCCUACGCCACCAACUUUCCAGAUCUCUCUUCCGGCUUUGCUAGAGACUCUACAAAUCUUUUCCCUGGGUGACAGCAACGCUUUCCGUCAGCAAGAUCCAUACGACACAUUGAAUGCCUUCCGACAGAAUCGGAAUAUCAACAAUCCGUUCUCUACUGCUGCUCUCGGAUCCUCUGCCCUCUGCCGCAUCUCCUACGAGAAUCGUGGCAGUCCUCUGUCCAUACAGAUAUCGGAGACGGAUGUUACCACGAAUUGCGACUUGACAACCUACCAAUCCGAAACCACAGAAGACAUACCUUUCGAUAGGGAGACUCUAGCCCUCAAGACAAUUAUGCGCUCUGCACACCUAGCCGACGCAAUCUCUGAACUCGCCUCCACGAAUCCUACCAGUAUCUCCUUGAUCGCCUCACCCACAGCACCUUAUAUGUCUCUCUCAGCCACCGGGCCACUAGGCUCAGCUACCGUCGACUUCAACAAAGACCAAGACCCUCUACUUCUCGAGACGUUCCAAUGCCCCUCUCGCUUCCGCACCACAUACAGCUUCAGACACAUCAAGGCUGUAUAUCGCGCCAUGGUCUCCGCGUCCAAGGUCAGCGUGCGCGCAGAUGAGCAAGGUGUGCUGAGUCUGCAAUUCCUGAUUGAGGUGGACCCAUCAGCUCAAGCUGAACCUGGCAAAGAAGGUAUCGCUUUUGUGGACUUCCGAAUUGUGCCGCAGGUCGAGGGAGAGGCUGCGAAAGAUGAUUCAGAGACGGACGACGAGUGAGAACGUGACGGCUUCUCAGUGCUACCUCCAUCAAUGACCUCAAUGGUCCACUGGCUCACCUCGAGAUGCAGCCCGUCCGUCCACUAAAAGCUGGCGACUCUUAUAUCACGUCGCUCUUAGAACGCCAACAGAAACAUGGCUUAUCCAUCAUCGGCAGCCUACGUGCCAGUCACGCAGCGUUUCACAAUCAGAAUCCACUGAAACUUCGAAUGUCUGUUAAUCUGCUUCCGCGUGUGGUCAGGAGCCGAGGGUCUACCAUAUCACCCAUGGACCUGAUACCGCCAUGUCAAGAGGAGUACUAUCCAAAGAGAAGAGCUUCUGUCCAGACCACAGACACUGGGGGGAUACGAUUCUCA